UGACAAGUCCAAUGUAGAUAUAGUUCGCUCAGCCUGAGGUUCGCGCUCAAAGACUCUGGUUGCAGCCGGAAAGUGCCGAGAGUAGUGUUGCUGUGAGGGUGAGAAGAGUUGCCAUUCGCUGAGUUGCAAAUCCGUAUAAAGCAAGGCAGCGACAGACAUACAAAGCACAGUCCUCCUUAAAUUUAUCCGCAGCUCGUUUCAUUCGACAUGUCUGACCCGCAAACAAACAUUUAUACUCCUCCUUUCGAGGCCUACAACGCUGAAUACGCAAAGCAGCAGCAACAAGGCCUCGACUUUAUUUCAUUUCACUCGCCUUCUGACAUCCUUGCACCACACCCCGAUCUCUUCGAAUUAGAACUCGACUCCAGCCUCGCGGCUUUCAACGAAGUCCAGCUGCAGCUUCUCACCGUCGACUCCAACGACGCCUACACUUUCUUGAGAUCCGACACCCCCACGUGUGGCCCUCCGUCUACUAUUACUGUCUCCUCUGAAUCAGCCUACGAUUCUCUGUCCUCGCAUUCAGAAUCUUUUUACAAUUAUCCUAGUUCCCCAUACUCUUCCACCAAUUAUUCCUUCCCUCUUGACCUCGAGAUGGACUUUCAAAGGAUUCGAGUCGAAGGCGGUGUCUCUGACUACGGCGGUGUCAGUGUAACGCCACCCACUUCCGGUGCCCGUCCCAUCACUGUGGACCCAAACUCUUUUAGCGCCUUGCCUCCUACGCCUUCCCCGCAGCCCCCGCUGUCUGUUCCUGCUGCUGAGAGUGCUUUCGACCAGUCGACCUUCUCUGACUUUGCUGAGACCAACGCUCGUGUGAAUUCUUCUGCCUCUCCCGAUUAUUACGCGCAGCUUGGCUACAACGUUGGGGUUUCCAAUCAAACUACGAUCUCUCCCUCUAAUGUGUCUCAGUUUCCUGUGGCGUCUGUUCCUCAGACCCGUACUCGACCAGUGGAGGAUGACAUCAAAGAUGACCCGCGCAAGCGGUACAAGUGUGUUUCAUGUCCCCGCGCUUUUGCUCGUGCCUACAACUUGAAGACACAUAUGGCGACACAUGAUCCCAACCGCCUGAAGCCACAUGUUUGCCCUCAUCGCUCAUGUGGUAGGUCAUUUAGUCGUAAACAUGAUUUGGGACGUCAUCUGGUUAGUAUCCACCGGGACGAGUCUGUGUGCUCUGCCCAUUCUUCGGCUUCUAAAAAGUCCGUUGGCGUGGAUAAGGGCCCGAGGGGAUGGUGUAACUCCUGUGGGAAAGGUUGGGUCGGACGCCCAACUGAGUGUUCUUGUGCUGACAUCAAAUAAAAACGAACGUCAUCACGGUUUCUAUAUGCCUAAAUCUUGUGCGAAAUUAUUCGCCACUGAAUCCAUGCAGUUGAAGAUCGAUCCGUCUCCCAUUAUCCCGAUGACGUUUCGUAUCCUGCAUCAAUCACACAGUGUGUCACGUAUCGUACCGUUCUGCCAUAGUUGCAUGGACCCAGCGACGAGCGUGAUCACAAUGUGAUUUCCCUAUAUUCCCAGUAUUAGUUGCUUCCAUGCUCAGUCUGUUGGGUUUCGAUACCACUUUAUCUGUCUUCAAAGCCAUAGACAAAGAUCGACGUGACGAUUUUCUGGAAAUUCUCUGAAUGUUAUGUUUUCCCUAGCUUUACACAAAUCUGCUCAUCGUUUUCGGAUUAUCGUUAAUUAUAUUAAACACUUGUACAUACUGGAUGCAAAAAGAACUGGAAAAUGUUUUCUUCACCUUCA
This is a messenger RNA of Serpula lacrymans var. lacrymans S7.9, 1734 nucleotides long. RefSeq lists its product as uncharacterized. The transcript is spliced from 4 exons. Gene Ontology annotation, cellular component: nucleus. The record is from RefSeq and is a predicted model, not a curated record. The coding region runs from base 208 to 1293 and encodes 361 amino acids. NCBI's taxonomy places the organism in Eukaryota, Fungi, Basidiomycota, Agaricomycetes, Boletales, Serpulaceae.